UCUUCCGCGAAGCGUUUGGUGAGUUCCCGCCAGAUGUUGAAGUUUCAUUUCCAAUCGCCACUGCUGGCUCCUCCUCCCAAGGCCUUUUUCCGAAGCCGAGUCUUCUCCCUCUGGGGAGACGAGAGCGCCAGCAAUGGCCCCGCGGCGCAGAAAGGCGACGGGAGCAGCUUCGGAGGCGGAAGCCGCCGCCCCCAGGGUCUCGGCGCCGCGUGUGAAGGGCGCCCCGACCGAGCCUAGAGAGUCCCCGGCCGUCCCUGAGGCCGCCCGGCCCAGCGCGCGGAGGUGCGGCCCCGCCAGGCCUUCGGGAUCCCGGAGGGAGAAGAGCGGCCCGGAACCCCAGGAGAAGCGGCAGGUACGCGCGCGGGCGGUACGCGCGCGGGCUGCCCGCGCCGAGGACCGGGUGGAAGGUCCGCCUGCUCGGACCGAAGGGGUGAUGCCUCCCGCGGCCCCGGGGCCGCCCCUUCCCAGGCGUGCAUCUCGCCGCGAGGGCACCGCGCGCUCCGCUCGGGAGCGGAGACCUCAGCCCGGGCCCACGGAGGUCCCCGGCCCGCUGGUCCCAGUCUCCAGUCUCGGGCGCGGGAAGGAGGCGCCCGGCGCCUGGAAGCCCCGGGCGGUAUUGGACAAGUUGAGGCUGAGCCGCCAGGAAAUCUCUGAGGCGGCGGAGGUAGUGAACAGGCUCACGGACCACCUGCUGCGGAGACUGCAGAGCUGUGAGUCCGAGUUCAAAGGCGUCGCGCUGCUGCGCACCGGGAGCUACUACGAGCGCGUGAAGAUUUCUGCUCCUAAUGAAUUUGAUGUUAUGUUCAAACUGGAGGUCCCCCGAAUUCAGCUAGAAGAAUAUUACAACAGUGGUGCUCAUUACUUUGUGAAGUUCAAAAGAAAUCCCAAAGGAAAUCCUCUGGGUCAGUUUUUAGAAGGGGAAAUAUUAUCAGCUUCUAAGAUGCUGUCGAAGUUUAGGAAAAUCAUUAAGGAAGAAAUUAAAAAUAUUGAAGAUACAGAUGUCAUGGUGGAGAGGAAGAGAAGAGGGAGCCCUGCAGUAACACUUCUGGUUAGAAAACCUAAAGAAAUAUCUGUCGAUAUAAUCCUGGCUUUGGAAUCCAAAAGCAGCUGGCCUGCUAGCACCAUGGAAGGCCUGCCCAUCAGUAACUGGCUUGGAGCAAAAGUCAGGAACAGUUUAAGACGACAGCCAUUUUACCUGGUACCCAAGCAUGCAAAGGAAGGAAGUGGUUUUCAAGAAGAAACAUGGCGUCUGUCCUUCUCUCACAUUGAAAAGGAAAUUUUGAAAAAUCACGGACAAUCUAAAACAUGCUGUGAAACUGAUGGAGUGAAAUGUUGCAGGAAAGAGUGUUUAAAACUAAUGAAAUAUCUUUUAGAACAACUGAAAAAAAAGUUUGGAAACCGAAAGGAACUGGAUAAGUUCUGUUCUUAUCAUGUGAAAACUGCCUUCUUUCACGUCUGUACCCAGGACCCAGAUGACAGUCAGUGGCACUCCAAGGAUUUGGAGCUCUGCUUUGAUAACUGUGUGACAUACUUUCUUCAGUGCCUCAAGACAGAACAACUUGAGCAUUAUUUCAUUCCUGAAGUCAAUCUCUUCUCUCGAGACCAUAUUGACAAGCUAAGUAAAGAAUUUCUGUCAAAGCAAAUUGAAUAUGAAAGAAACAAUGGAUUUCCAGUUUUUGGUGAAUUUUGAAAUUAUAUUUUUAAAAAGAAUCAAGAAUUAGAGUGACUUUAUAAUCAUUGAAAUGCAUCACAGCAAUGAUUGACUAAAAUGAUUAUUCAGCUCUCUGUUUCUCUUCAUAAACUCUAAUCAAUAUAAAAGGAUGGAUUAUCCUAGGAAACAGAUUAUUCAAGGAAUAAGAAGCAAAGGAGUAUUUAAAAUAUAAAAGCUUUACCAGAGUGGCAUGAAAAGAAGGACAAAAUACAUAUCACCGCAAUUAAAUUCAUCAAGCACUGACUGAACACCACCUCUCACCUAGCACAGAUGUGUGGAAGGAGGCAAGGUCAUUGCCUCCACGAACUGGUAGGUUUUGUUUAACAUACAAAUAUGUUUGGAAGCCAUGUCCUGUCCUAUGUGUUAGGAUAGGUAAGAAGGAAAUGAAAAAAUAGGUUCUGUGUGUCCUGGGAAAUUCUUAAUCUUUCAUAGAAAAAUAUAGGAUACUUUUCUACACAUGGCUAAAUAUAAAACAUAACUUACUUUCUUUUAAGUAAUACUUUUAUAUGUAUUUCUGAAAAGGCAAUACACACAUGGUACAAAACUCAAAGAAAAGGGUAUGGGAUAAAAUGCCAUCCUCUCUCCUCUGCACUUAGGCAGCAUUCAACUUGAGGCAGUUGCUGUCUGUUAACUUUUUCCUAUUCAGAUAUUUUGCACAUUUUCUUACUGGUUUUUUUUUAUUGUUUUCUCAUUGUCAUUUUGUUGUCAUUCUCAUAU
Molecule: messenger RNA, 2428 nt
Organism: Lagenorhynchus albirostris (white-beaked dolphin)
Lineage: Eukaryota; Metazoa; Chordata; Mammalia; Artiodactyla; Delphinidae
Gene: CGAS
Product: cyclic GMP-AMP synthase
Exons: 5
Coding region: 134-1690 (518 amino acids)
Biological process (GO): cellular response to exogenous dsRNA; paracrine signaling; positive regulation of type I interferon production
Cellular component (GO): site of double-strand break; cytosol; nucleus
Molecular function (GO): double-stranded DNA binding; 2',3'-cyclic GMP-AMP synthase activity; chromatin binding
Source: RefSeq, a predicted model, not a curated record